Klebsormidium nitens is the source of this 2201-nucleotide messenger RNA. Lineage: Eukaryota; Viridiplantae; Streptophyta; Klebsormidiophyceae; Klebsormidiales; Klebsormidiaceae. The record is from the annotation of a GenBank genome assembly.
CAAAAUUUUGCUAGUGCGGUUUGGGGCGGCCGACAUAUUUAAUUAUCAACAGUGCCUGCAGCCAGGACGCCAUUGCUCCUGCGCUGAGCUCCUUGCGCAAAGGUUGAUUUCAGAUUCACCAACUUCUGAUCGGCUUUUGAUCCAGCAUUUACGCACCUGAUUUUGUAGUCCAGCUGCUGGCAUGCAUAGGUGAUUCGCACUGUCAUCCAAGGGGUGUGGCUUUGAGGGAGAAGCUCCAAGUCCGAUACACGCAAUCGGAGCUAAUAGCUGGGGUCUAGGGUCAAGUCAAGAUGCAGGCUUUGCGCAGGAGUCUGCAUUCGUCCCUUCUUCGACAGGCGGACAUCUCUGGUAAAGGUGCACCUGCCAUUGGCGCAGCGUGGUCGUCUUUGAGGAAAUAUGCAUCAACCCCGGCGGACACGAAGAUGACGGUUCGUGAGGGGCUGAAUUCAGCCCUCGAUGAGGAGAUGGCCUAUGAUGACAAGGUUUUCAUUAUUGGGGAAGAGGUUGGUGAAUACCAGGGCGCUUACAAGAUUACCAAGGGCCUCCUUCAAAAGUAUGGCCCAGAAAGAGUGCGGGACACUCCAAUCACGGAGGCUGGAUUUACGGGACUAGGUGUGGGAGCCGCCUUCUACGGGCUGAAGCCAAUUGUGGAGUUUAUGACGUUCAACUUCGCCAUGCAGGCGAUUGACCACAUCAUCAACUCUGCGGCCAAGAGCCACUACAUGUCCGGGGGGCAGCUGACGGUGCCAAUUGUGUUCCGGGGUCCUAACGGCGCGGCGGCCGGUGUUGCAGCCCAGCACUCACAGUGUUUCGCCGCCUGGUACGGCAGUUGUCCGGGCCUCAAAGUGCUGGCCCCUUACUCGGUGGAGGACGCCAGAGGCCUCAUGAAAGCCGCCAUCCGGGACCCCGACCCAGUGGUCUUCCUGGAGAACGAAAUCAUGUAUGGCGAGUCAUUUGCAGUGUCGAAGGAGGUGCUGGAUCCGAACUUCUUGCUGCCGAUUGGAAAGGCCAAGAUUGAGCGGGAAGGGAGUGACGUCACCCUGGUGUCGUUCUCCAAGAUGGUCGGGUUCUGCUUGAAGGCAGCGGAGGAGCUGGAGAAGGAGGGGAUCAGUGCGGAGGUGAUCAACCUGCGGUCCAUCCGCCCGCUUGAUCGCGAGACCAUCAACAAGUCGGUGAGGAAGACGUCGCGGCUGGUGGCCGUCGAGGAGGGCUGGCCCCAGCACGGGGUCGCAUCGGAAGUCAUCGCGAGCGUGACGGAGGACAGCUUUGAGUACCUGGACGCCGCUCCUGAGAGGAUCACCGGCGCUGACGUCCCCAUGCCGUAUGCCGCCAACCUAGAGAAAAUGGCGGUGCCUCAGAUUCCUGAUAUCAUCCGGGCGGUCAAGCGGGUCUGCUACAGAGAAGUCCCCCAGCAGAAAGCAGCAUGAGGUGACCCUUGGUUCCAAGUACACUGACAUUAUCGUGGUUUAGGUGCUGUGCAAACAUUUGCGAUAAGAAGUCUAGCCGUUUGUUCCUUCAAUUCACACUUACUCUGGGGAACCGUAUCGCAAAAGGUUGGGACAAUCUAUUCAACUUUGACCGCUUCCCUCUCAAAUGGUCCGAGGGCUAUUACUGCACAUUUCGAGUGCUCCAGAGUUUGUGACUCUUGACUCUCGGAUCCUUAACCUCGGUUCGUCGCCUGCUCUUGACCCAGUCCCGGAAGCAUAUCUCGAGUAGCAAGCGGAGCUGCAGCUGAGCAGUUUUGGAGCUGGACCGUACUUUGCCACUCAGCCUUGUUCGUGCAUGCCCCAACGCCUUGUUACAUUUCGGUGUAAUUCAGACUGCUGCCACUACAGAUGCCCAUCCUCGUAACGUUGGUGGCAGUUGCACCCUGUCCGUGAAUUCAGAAUAGUUUCUUGCCCUGGAAUCUGGAACGGGGAUCCUAGGAAGAGCACUCUUCAAUUUGCCAGGCCUUGUGUCCGGGUACAUGGGCUUUCCCUGUAUUGAUACCUGUACAAUUGAUGCGCUGGGCAAAAUGGGCGUCCAGUUGUGAAUCUCGUCCUGGCUAGUUUGAUGACACGGAUCUGAUGGACAGCCACUGCGACAUCCGAAUUGGCAUAGGUAUGGACCUUGUACCGACGGUCAUGUGAUGGGUUGCAAGGUUGAGCAUGGUGCCCUGCUUAAGGUAGCUAACUACUGUAGCAGCAAUCACCGAACAGCAU